GAUGAUUCCGCGGUCACACUUUUUCAGUUAAAAAAGUUUGAUGAACUUUAUGCGGAUCUUUGAAAAUUGCAAGACUACAGAGAGUUCAGGCAUAGGUUGCUAAAGUCACGCCUCGCACAGAGCGCGAAAUUGGUUUCAGCGUGGAAAUCGCAGUACAAGGGCCGCCUCCGCCGUCUACCAAGCUUACACACACACACAGCACACACCCCCACAGACGGGAAAAGCCAUUUUCCGCAGGCAAUUAGAGGGUUUUCGGGGGCUGAAAGAAAGCAAUCUCCAUGGCGGAUCGCGAGCGCAGCAUUCACGAGAUGCUAAAGGACGCGCCCUCGCUGAACGACAGCUGCGGAGCAGUACACACGGGCACCGAGGGCGGCAGCCUGGUACUCGGAAGCGCCAGCAGCCACAGCAUCGCCGGAGGAGGAGGCCAUGGAGCCCCGGGCGGUCCAUUUGGCGCCCCCAACAGUCUGCCACUGCGCAACCAUUCAGCACCCACCACACCCAUGUCGCCCAGUAGUCCACCAUCGGGAAACGGCAUCCUGAGCCCCACGGACAGCGGGAGCGGCAGCCUUAUACGCACUAGCGCCUCCAAGAUCGACAGCCUCAAGAACUGGAGCAUAUCCACGUACAAGUGCACUAGGCAAAUUAUGCUGGAGAAGCUGGGCAAGUCGCAGCGCACUGUGGACUCGGAGCUGGAGGCCCAGAUUGAGCAGCUGCGCGAGACGCAGCGCAAGUAUCUGUCCAUCUUAAGGCUGACGCGGGCGUUCAGCUCGCACUUCCAGCAUGUGAUCGUCACCCAACACGCACUGGCCGACUCGUUUGCCGAUCUGGCCCAGAAGAACCCCGAGCUGCAGAAGGAGUUCACCUGCAACUCGGAGACGCAGCGCAAUCUCACCAAGAACGGCGAGCUGCUGCUCAACGCGCUCAAUUUCUUCAUUUCCUCGGUGAACACGCUGUGCAACAAGACGAUCGACGACACCCUGCUGACGAUACGACACUACGAAACAGCCAGAAUCGAAUUUGAUGCCUAUCGCAUGGACUUGGAGAACACCAAGCCGGAGCUGACGCCCUCGGCUGCAGCUUUGGAGGAGACCCAGCGCAGCUACGCGCAGCACAAGGAGCAAUACGAGAAGCUGCGCUCUGACGUGGCGAUUAAAAUGCAAUUCCUCGACGAGAAUCGCAUUAAAGUGAUGCACAAGCAACUGAUUCUGCUGCACAAUGCUAUCGCAGCUUACUUCUCGGGCAAUGCAAUGGCACUGGAAAGCACCCUAAAGCAGUUCAAUAUAAAGCUUAAGUCGCCCAAUGCCGUCACUGGAUCCUGGCUGGAACAGUAGAAUCAGUAGAUCCCUCCCACUCUCGAAAAGCAUUGCAGACGGCAUUUAAGCGCAUAUAAUGGGGAGACCUGGAUCCCUUUCGUCCUCGUACUCCUUCACUCACUUGCUGAACGAGCACGCUCUCUAAAAACAAAAUCAGGAGCAGAGUAAAUCCAAUAUCCAAUCCACUGGAUGCUGCAUGACGAACCGUAACAAUAUUUACGUGCUAAGUUUAAGUCGAAUUCCUAAGCCGUAAGCAGAAAGUGGUAACUGUAUGUUAUAUAUAUAUAUAUAUUUUUCCAACCGCUUUCCACUGUAUGUAACUCUCUGUACUACUCACAUUUCCACACUUGGUACGCCACAGUUCCUUUGAUUUGUGUUUCCAAAUUGCCACUUUGUGUUUGGGUAUCACAUUGCGCUCUGCUUGUGAAACUUAGACCAAAAAGUGCUCAGUGCAAUGUAUGUGUUAACCCUUUGUCUUAGUUCUAGAUAUUGUACAAUGCGUGUAUAAAUCAUUUGUAAUUCACCCAAACGAAAAUCCAUAACAAAUCGAAAUGUUUCCCGCGAGCUUGCAUAAUUUGAAUUCAUUGUUUUACUAGUCAACGUAUUAUUUACACUAAAAUGAAAUCUAUAUAUAAAAGUAUAUAAAUAAAAACUAUUUAAUUACACCA
This is a messenger RNA of Drosophila subpulchrella, 1981 nucleotides long. RefSeq names its product arfaptin-2 (gene Arfip). Gene Ontology annotation, biological process: intracellular protein transport; regulation of Arp2/3 complex-mediated actin nucleation. The record is from RefSeq and is a predicted model, not a curated record. Gene Ontology annotation, cellular component: trans-Golgi network membrane. NCBI's taxonomy places the organism in Eukaryota, Metazoa, Arthropoda, Insecta, Diptera, Drosophilidae. The coding region runs from base 279 to 1331 and encodes 350 amino acids. Gene Ontology annotation, molecular function: phospholipid binding; protein domain specific binding. The transcript is spliced from 5 exons.